Messenger RNA from Spea bombifrons (plains spadefoot toad), 876 nucleotides. RefSeq names its product BCDIN3 domain containing RNA methyltransferase (gene BCDIN3D). Gene Ontology annotation, biological process: negative regulation of pre-miRNA processing; miRNA metabolic process. Gene Ontology annotation, molecular function: O-methyltransferase activity; RNA methyltransferase activity. Gene Ontology annotation, cellular component: cytoplasm. The transcript is spliced from 2 exons. Lineage: Eukaryota; Metazoa; Chordata; Amphibia; Anura; Pelobatidae. The record is from RefSeq and is a predicted model, not a curated record. The coding region runs from base 84 to 869 and encodes 261 amino acids.
CUAAAGAGUUCUAAACACGCGAGAAUGAAUGUGCUUUCUUCUUCGCUCAUGCUGUGUCGUGCCUGAGAAUUUAGCCUGAUCACAUGUCACAAGCGAUGGAUCAAGAGCCGGUACCAUACGAAGACCCUGGUGCUGUGCCAUAUGGCAACUUUCCAAAUUAUUAUAGCUUUAAUCCACCAGAAAACCGCAUUAGCCUCUUAACCCCAGGACUGCUUCGAAAGUUUCUCCAUGCAUCAAGCGAAGCCAAGAACCAGAAAGACCAUAGUCAUCCCAUACUGGCUUUUGACGUUGGCUGCAACUCAGGCCAACUAAGUGUAGCAUUAUAUGAUCAUCUAAUGGAGUCAUCCAAGCCUUCUGAUGGUCCGUCUGAUGUUCACUUCUUAUGCUGUGAUAUUGAUGCAGACCUUAUCAGCAAAGCUCAAGCUUCCAAUCCCUUCCCAGACUCCAUCACAUACAUGACUUUAGACAUUAUGGAUUCUUCAAUGGUAGAAGGCCCAAUACACCGCUUCCUUGAUGGUUUGGGUCAAUCGACUUUCAAUAUAGGAUUUUGCAUGUCGGUGACCAUGUGGAUCCAUUUAAAUCAUGGCGACGAGGGGCUGGUGGAGUUUCUUAGACGGCUUACAACCCUUUGUGACUACCUUUUGAUUGAACCUCAGCCGUGGAAAUGUUAUCGGUCAGCUGCCCGCCGUUUGCGCAAGCUUGGAAGACAGGACUUCGACCACUUUCAUACUCUUUCUAUCCGGGGGAACAUGGCAAAGAAAAUAACUUGUAUACUCACCAGGGAGGGAAAUGCUGAACUUGUUCACCGUUUUGGGAAAACGGUGUGGGACAGAAGCCUCCUACUUUUCAAAAUAAAUAGAUCCACAUAAGUAUUAA